AAUUGUUUUUAAGUACGUAAUGUUGUGUUAUUACCAAAUUUUACUAAUACAUAUUACAAAACUGAUUAUUGGUUUUGUUGAAUAUAUGAAUAAAGAAUUUGAUGAAAUUAAUUACAGAAUUGCCAUGUUGGAAGACGUAAAUAAAAAUACUGCUAGAAACAUCACCAAUGGCAUCCUACUACAAGUUUGUGAUUUGCAAAAAGUGGAAAAAAGUGAAAAAUCCAAAGAAAAAGCUCUCUCCAAGGCAUCUAAAAAGAUGACAGAUGAAAGAAAAAAAUAUGCAACUCCAAAAGCAUUAACUUUAUUCGCAUCGGAAUUCUUAGGAACUGGUCUUAUGAUGUUUAUGGGCUGUAUGGGUUGUAUAACAGAAGUAGAUAAUCCCCCAGCAGUUCAUCAUUUCGCAUCUCUUUCAUUCGGAUUGAUGAUACUAUUAAUUAUUCAGGCAUUUGGUCACAUAUCUGGAGCCCAUCUAAAUCCCGGCGUUACAUUUGCUGCAGUCGUGAUGAAAUUACUGUCUCCUACGAUGGCAGGAAUAUAUGUAAUGGCACAGUUUUCAGGAGCCAUUUUGGGCUUUGGACUAUUGAAAGUAUUAAUGCCUUCUGAUUAUUAUAAAGAUGGUUUCUGUAUGACUCUCCCACAUACCUUGUUAACACCGAUGCAAGCUCUUGCAAUUGAAACUAUAAUAACUGCAACGUUAAUAAUAGUUGUAUGUGCGGUUUGGGAUAAAAGAAACGAAGAUAAAUCGGAUUCUGUACCAUUGCGGUUCGCCUUUGUAAUUGCUGGGAUUUCCAUGGUUGCGGGUCCACUUACUGGUGCCAGUAUGAACACAGCUAGAAGUUUGGCUCCUGCAUUAUUAUUAGGAAACUUCAAACAUAUAUGGGUGUAUUGGAUUGGACCCAACAUCGGCGCAAUUUUAGGUGUUGGAAUAUAUAAAUUAUUAUUCAGUAUACCUGAAGAUAGAAAUGAAAACAAUGAAGAAGGACUCAGUUUAAAAGACAACAAACUAGAAAAAGUCUAAUAUAUUGAAUAUUUCUGAUAAUACAUUCAAAGUAUCUGAGAAAUAAUGUAAAAUAUUUUUGAGGUUAUUAUAUCAAAACAACAAAGGCGGCCUUAUUCUGCUCAGUUCUUAAUAACUAUGUUCCGCGCAUGAGGAGGUCAUUGUUGCGUGGCGCCAUCUACAAACCACGGUCCACACCCAACCACCUCAGCCGCUGCAAAAUAAUCUUAGUGAUAGGAUGGAAUCUAUUUUAAUGAAAAAUAUUAACAUAACGAUAACAUGUGAAAUUUCUUAUCAAAAUUGGAAAAUAUGUAACACUUUCUAUAAUUGUCUAAGUUGAACCAUGACAAAACGAUAAAAAAAUCGUCAUUAUUUCCUGAGCUACUCAUUUGAUAAAAUGUUUAGAAAUCAAUACGAAAACAUAAAAUAUUCAGUUGGAGUUUUUAAAAUGUUCAAUACUAAUAACCAAGCUUCUAAAUUCACAGUAAUUCUCAAGAUUUUUCACAAAUCUCAAAAACAUAUUUCCUCUUGGGCUAAAAAUAUUUUAUGCUUGUGAUAUAAUUUUAAGAGCUUUUAGAAUUCCAGCUAACGUGAUAUGAAUGGAUAAAAUUAAAUGUCUUUGUAGUAAAAAAAAAAUAAGCAACGAUAUAUUGUACUAAACUAUAAGAAAUAUUGAAUAAAAUGUUAUAAAUGAUCUAACAACUAACAACAGAAUGUCAUAUUGACAUUUACUAUUUAUUAUUUUAAUUUGCUGUAACAGGCAGCUGUAUAAUAAAUUUUGUAUGUCUGUUCUAUCAUUGAAAUAACUAAGAAAUAUAUUUAUAUAUACAUAUAUUUUUAUUGAAAAAUAAAUUUUUCAAACCUCUCGUAAUUAAUCCCUCUAAGGUAAUUCACAUAUUUUUGAUAUUCUAAUGUAUCUAUUUAUUAUUUGUAUAUUUAGUGUAUUCAUGAAAUUAUUUGUAAAUAAACUAUUCAUUUCUAAA
Molecule: messenger RNA, 1980 nt
Organism: Diorhabda sublineata
Lineage: Eukaryota; Metazoa; Arthropoda; Insecta; Coleoptera; Chrysomelidae
Product: aquaporin AQPAn.G-like
Exons: 6
Coding region: 20-1018 (332 amino acids)
Biological process (GO): transmembrane transport
Cellular component (GO): plasma membrane
Molecular function (GO): water channel activity
Source: RefSeq, a predicted model, not a curated record